UGCAACCUUUGCAGCCGUUGCAACCUUUGCAACCCUUGCAACCUUGCAACCCCGGGCGGGAUGUUCUCCCGGAGGAGCCACGGCGACGCGAGGAAGUCCACCCAGAAGGUGCUAGACCCUAGGAAGGACGUGCUGACCCGCCUCAAGCACCUCCGGGCGCUGCUCGAUAUUGUGGAUGCAAGUGAACUUAAACAAUUUUUUGAAACCAACUAUUCUCAGAUAUAUUUUAUCUUCUAUGAAAAUUUCAUAACACUGGAAAACAGCCUAAAAUUGAAAGGAAAUAAGUCACAAAGGGAGGAGCUGGACUCCAUUCUCUUUCUUUUUGAAAAAAUCUUACAACUACUACCAGAAAGGAUAUUCUUCCGAUGGCAGUACCACAGUAUAGGAUCAACUUUAAAGAAGCUUUUGCACACUGGAAACUCUAUUAAGAUAAGAUGUGAAGGAAUCCGGUUAUAUCUUCUUUGGCUUCAAGCACUUCAAACAAACUGUGCGGAAGAGCAGGUGCUAAUUUUUGCCUGCCUUGUGCCGGGCUUUCCAGCAAUCAUGUCCUCAAAAGGUCCCUGUACACUAGAUACCCUCAUAAAUCCAGCCUCCAAUCUGUCUGACGCCAAGAUUUGUCCUGAAGAAAUCAUCCCACUUUUGCCAGCUGUAGCAGGUGAAAAAGUUGUUGAGGACCAAACCUGCUUUUUUCUUCAAAUAUUGUUGAAGUAUAUGGUAAUUCAGGCUGCAAGUUUGGAGUGGAAGAAUAAGGAGAACCAAGACACUGGAUUUAAGUUUCUCUUUACUUUAUUUAGGAAGUAUUAUCUUCCUCAUUUGUUUCCAUCAUUUACAAAGUUAACCAACCUCUAUAAACCGGUACUGGAUAUUCCUCAUUUGAGACCAAAGCCAGUAUACGUUAUGGCUACUCGAAACAAUGAGAAUAUCUACAGCACAAAGAUCCCCUACAUGGCUGCCCGGGUUGCUUUUAUUAAAUGGAUUGUAACUUUCUUUCUGGAAAAGAAGUACCAAACUAUACCUCAGAGUACUAAAAACGGAGGAGAAGUGCUGCCUAAGCUGAUCCAGACUGCUGGUGGUAAUAUGCAAGAGAAAAAUCCUGAGGCGGAGGGCAGUGGAUCAUCUGAACAAGACAAAAACCACUCUAAUAGCAGCACCUUGUCUGACCGGAGACCUAGCAAUUCCAGCCUCUGUAGCAUUGAAGAAGAAUAUCAAACAGUGUAUGAAAUGGUGCAGCGAAUACUGUUAUCUACUCGGGGAUAUGUCAAUUUUGUCAAUGAAGUAUUUCGCCAGGCAUUUUUGUUGCCUUCCUGUGACAUAUCAGCCACCCGGAAAGUGGUCAAAGUAUACCGCAAGUGGAUACUGCAGGAUAAACCCGUUUUUAUGGAGGAACCAGACAAAAGAGAAAUCACUCAAGAUGACAUUGCAAACUUGGGAUUUUCUGAGACAGAGGGGGAUGAGACCGAUUGCAAGGAGGCCGCCUCCGAGCAUUCUGGUCACAAACGAUCUUCCAGUUGGGGACGGACUUAUUCCUUUACUAGCGCAGUUAACCGAGGAUGUGUGUUAGAAGAGGAAAACAGGAACAUUAAAGCUGGUGCUCAGGCUGCAUUACAGGUGUUUUUGACGAACUCUGCCAACGUUUUUUUGUUGGAACCAUGUGCUGAAGUCCCCAUACUCUUGAAGGAGCAAGUUGAUGCUUGCAAAGCAGUUUUGAGUAUUUUUAGGCACAUGAUAAUGGAACUCACAAUGAAUAAAAAAACAUGGGAACAGAUGUUACAAAUACUACUCAGGAUAACAGAAGCGGUCAUGCAGAAACCAAAGGAUAAUCAAAUAAAAGACUUGUUUGCUCAGAGCUUGGCUGGGUUACUGUUUAGGACCCUCAUUGUGGCUUGGAUCCGAGCAAAUCUGUGUGUUUACAUUUCUCGAGAACUUUGGGAUGAAUUCCUCAGCGUACUGUCUUCCCUUACGGACUGGGAGGAACUCAUAAACGAGUGGGCCAAUAUCAUGGACUCUCUAACGGCUGUUUUGGCAAGAACAGUGUAUGGUGUAGAAAUGGCAAAUUUACCUCUUGAGAAAUUAAGUGAGCAAAAGGAAAAAAAGCAGAGGGGCAAAGGUGGUUGCAUUUCAGACUCUCAGAAGGGAACAGGUAUUGGGAGAUCAUUUUCUUUAAGUUGGAGAAGCCAUCCUGAUGUUGCGGAACCGAUGCGGUUCAGGAGUGCUACUACAUCUGGGGCACCAGGAGUUGAAAAAGCAAGAAAUAUUGUCCGUCAGAAAGCAACUGAUGUUGAAGAGUGUCAACAGCUGGAAAAUGGAGCGGGCAUAGAAUCCAGUGGCCUGAUGGUUGACCAGGAACAGCAAAUGACUCGUAGCAGCAGUACUUCAGAUAUUUCUGAGUCCUUUCAAGGCAAAAAGACUGAGAACUCCCAGAAUCUGUGUCCUUCAGACUCCAGAUCUGUUCAAGAAAACAAAGGGUACAUGAAGAAAGAAAAUGAAGGACCAACGAUUUUAGUACGAAGAAGCAGCAGCCCAGCUGAAUUGGAUUUGAAAGAUGAUUGGCAGCAGAUGCAAGGAAAAUGUAGGGAAAGACAAAAGAGUGAGAGUAUUAGUAGCGAUACCUCCAUCGGUUAUGGUAAUGAGGUAGAGAUGACACUGAAUUCCUGGCGACCGUUUGAGGAAGAUCAAGAAGUGAACAUCCCACCGGAUGUUGCCGGGGAUUCAGAUGCUCAACACUGGCUACAGUUGAGUCCUACAGAUGCUGCAAAUCUAACAGAUAGCAGCGAGUGCCUUGCCGAUGACUGCAGUAUAAUUGCUGGUGGGAACCUGAUAGGUUGGCAUCCAGAUUCUGCAGCUGUAUUAUGGAGAAGAGUCUUGGGAAUCCUUGGAGAUGUGAACAAUAUCCAGUCCCCCAAAAUACACGCCAAAGUCUUUGGCUAUCUCUAUGACCUCUGGUACAAGCUAGCAAAGAUAAGAGAUAACCUGGCAAUCAGUGUGGAUAAUCAGUCUUCCCCAUCACCUCCUGUUUUGAUCCCUCCGCUCAGAAUGUUUGCAUCCUGGUUAUUUAAGGCCACCACUUUGCCAAAUGAAUAUAAAGAAGGCAAGCUGCAAGCCUACAAGCUGAUCUGUGCUAUGAUGACCAGGCGACAAGAUGUCCUGCCAAACUCUGACUUCUUGGUGCAUUUUUAUCUCGUGAUGCACAUUGGCUUAACCAGCGAAGAUCAGGAUAUUUUAAACACUGUCAUAAGGCAUUGUCCACCCCGAUUUUUCUUCUUGGGUUUACCUGGCUUCACGAUGCUGAUAGGAGACUUCAUCACAGCUGCAGCCAGAGUCCUCAGUACAGACAUGUUGGAGGCCCCUCGUUCCGAAGCUCACACCAUUCUUGGUUCUCUUGUUUGCUUUCCAAACAUCUACCAGGAAAUUCCUGUACUGCAGUCAUUUCCCAAAACGGAUGCGGUCAUCCCAGGAUCUGAAGACAUCAAAUGUUACCUCAUAAAUAUUUUACUGAAGAAUGCAACAAGUGAGCCAAGUGAAGGUGCAAGGUGCAUCGCUGUAUGCUGCCUUGGUGUUUGGAUAUGUGAAGAACUUGUGCAGUGCACAAACCACCCUCAAGUGAAGGAUGCAAUAAAUGUUAUAGGUGUUACCUUGAAGUUUCCCAAUAAAAUUGUGGCUCAGGUAGCUUGUGAUGUCCUCCAGUUGCUGGUUUCUUAUUGGGAAAAGCUCCAGAAGUACGAAGCCUCUUUGCCAAGGAAAAUUACUGAAAUCCUGGUGGCUACCAUUGCCUUCCUUUUGCCAACUGCUGAAUACUCCUCAGUGGAAACAGACAAGAAGUUCAUUGUUUCUCUGUUGCUCUGCUUGUUGGAUUGGUGCAUGGCGUUGCCAGUGAAAACUUUGCUGCAUCCAUUGUCUACUUCUGUGCUUGAAGAUCAUCACUCAUCUAGAGCCCCUUUACUGGAUUAUAUUUACAGGGUCUUGCACUGUUGCGUUUGUGGCUCAAAGACCCAACAAAGCCACUACACGUUGACCCUGGCUGAUCUUUCAGCUUCUGAUUAUGAUCCUUUUUUGCCCCUGGCAAAUGUCAGGAACUCUGAGCCAGUAGCACAGUAUCACUCUUCAGCAGAUCUGGGCAAUCUACUCACUGUUGCUGAGGAAAAAAGAAGAAGAAGUUUGGAGUUAAUCCCUCUGACUGCCCGGAUGGUGAUGACCCAUCUAGUGAACCACUUAAGCCACUACCCCCUAAGCGGGGGUCCCGCCAUCCUGCACAGCCUGAUUAGUGAGAAUCACGACAAUGUUUACGUGGAUUCUUCUGAGCUGUCCUCCGACGUUUUUAGGAGCCCCAACUUGCAGCUGUUUGUGUUUAAUGACAACACACUCAUCUCUUACCUACAAAUCCCAGCAGAGAGACCAGAAGCAGGAGAGCCAGCGGGACCUCUCUCUGAUGUCAGGGUAAUUGUGAGGGAUAUCUCAGGGAAAUACUCGUGGGACGGCAAAGUACUGUAUGGACCGUUGGAAGACUGCUUAGCCAGAAACAGUGGAAGUCGUUCAUUUGUGAUGUCGGGCAGUCACCCUCAGUCCUGGGACCCGCCAAAGGAUUUUUCUCAAAUGGAAGGAGGGGAUGAUGCUCUUGACCAACUACUCGAAAAGAUUGGAAACACAAGUCCUGAAUGCCUUUUGCCAUCACAGUUGAACCUAAACGAGCCUUCGCCACCCCCGUUUGGAAUGAGUUGGGAGCAAGAAACGGAGAUCGUUGGAGCAAUUCUGCGACAGAACGCACAAGAGGAGGAGUUUGUCCGUGGAUGUCGCUCCAACUUUACCGUGCAGGUCGCGAGUCAAGUGCAGCCGAACCCCUCUGAACCCCAAGGACCGUUUUAUUUCUGCAGGCUGCUGCUCAAUGACUUAGGAAUGAAUUCUUGGGACAGAAGAAAAAAUUUUCAUCUUCUGAAGAAAAAUUCGAAAUUAUUGCGAGAGCUAAAAAAUUUGGACUCCCGCCAAUGCCGUGAAACUCACAAGAUUGCGGUGUUUUACAUUGCUGAAGGGCAGGAAGACAAGUGCUCAAUAUUAUCCAAUGCAAGGGGAAGCCAGGCAUAUGAAGAUUUUGUUGCUGGACUUGGUUGGGAGGUCGACCUUUCAAAGCAUUGUGGAUUUAUGGGUGGCUUGCAACGUAAUGGCAGCACUGGACAAACGGCACCAUACUAUGCUACCUCUACUGUUGAAGUAAUAUUCCACGUGUCCACUAGAAUGCCUUCGGAUUCGGAUGAUUCACUCACCAAAAAGCUUCGUCACUUGGGAAAUGAUGAGGUUCACAUUGUCUGGUCUGAACACACCAGGAACUACCGCAGGGGCAUUAUACCAACAGAUUUUGGAGAUGUUUUAAUUAUUAUUUAUCCAAUGAAGAAUCGCAUGUUCUUCAUCGAGAUAACGAAAAAACCGGAGGUUCCUUUUUUUGGACCUUUGUUUGAUGGAGCAAUUGUGACUUCCAAACUGCUGCCGAGCCUCAUCUGUGCCACAUGCAUCAAUGCUAGCAGGGCCGUGAAGUCUCUCAUACCACUCUAUCAGAGCUUUUAUGAAGAACGCGCUGUGUAUCUUGAAGCAAUAAUCCAGAAUCACAGAGAAGUAAUGACAUUUGAGGAUUUUGCUGCUCAAGUCUUUUCUCCCUCUCCCAGCUACUCCCUUAGUGGAACGGAUUGAAAUGUGUAAAGGCCUCAUUUUGGUCAUCAAAAAAGGUUUUCUCACUACCAGUGCAAGUGCUGACCUAGCUUGUAACUGUUGGAGUAGAAUGGGAAGGGCAGAUUUCCCCAUCACUGUCAUGGGCCACGAAACUCUCUGGGAAACUUCAUCGUUCAGCUAGUGCUUUCAACAAAUCUACAUUUGGAAGCCCAAAGUCAGCUCCGUAUUUCUUUCAACUCUGAAGAGGCAAGAUCAGCUGCAAUGUCAAUAGGAAGACUCUGUGGGUCUCCAAGAAAGGAUUUUCUUUCACACAGUCGUAAUUCCUUUCAAAGAAGAAAAGCUUACUGAUUAACAAAUAUCAGUUUAGUUAUCCCAUGUGCACUUGUUGUGGAAACUACAGGUGAUUCCUAAAUGGCUUUGAUAAGUAUAGCUGGUAAUUGGUUUGGUGUAACGCAAGUCAUUUUCCCUUGUUACAGAUGCACAGGCACAGUUAUCCUAGGAGGGCGAUCGAACAGCCAUCGAAACCAACGCUCCACUAAAUUUCCUCUCCUUAUGUUUGUCGACUGAAAUAAUAUUGGGAUUUGGGGAUCUAUGAUCCAUUCAAAAAUCGGUGCAGAAGUGGCUUCACAUUAACUCAAUUUAAUGCCCAUCACUUCCUGUUCGGGUGGAAGCGAUUUUCCAUCAGACACUAUCAAUCCGUUGCAACAGAGGACUCCUUGUAGUCCUGAAGUGAACUGUCAAUCAUCACAUCCAGCAGGCAGCACCUUAGUCCCAGUCUCAUUCCCCGUCUCCUGAAGAAACAGCCACAUCAUCUCUCAUACGUACAACUGCCUGAUGCCUCUUCCUCCCUCAUCGCCUUGUUUUCUGUCAUCCCAAAAGGAGAUGGGGAGGGAAUGCUGAAGAGUGCUACCCUACUCUAGCAGGGGUGGGAGACAUCUUAGUGGCAGAGGAGUGUUCUCUGCCCACACCCCUGAGUCCUGUCUCUGUCAUCAUCCCUUCCCCAGGGCAGACCAGAGUGACCAGGAAAGGGGUGCUAUGACAGAACCUCUGUGGAUGUGCUUGCUUCCAUUGCCACAUUAGCCACUGCCUCUGCCUGGCUCUUCCAGCUCCAAGUGGGGACACCCAGGGGGUGCUCAAUAACUGACAUCAGUCCUACUGCUUCUGAGUUGCUCUGGCUUCAGAGCUUGUUGGUAUGUUUUGCUAUGUUUGCGGAGCACAUUUUUAUUCCUGGCCCCAAUCUUCCCAGGAUGCUGAGCACGUCCAACUGCUAGAAUUGCAAGCACUUCUCCAUGCUAUGGUGAGAAAUUUGCUAGAAUUCAGUGGGCUAGUGGAAUUAAUGAGCUGAAGUGUCUCUACAUCAAAUUUAACCUCUUUUAAAAAGGCCAUCCUGGGAAAAUGUUGGUCUGUCUAUUUUACCUCCAGUUGCCUAAGAUUUAGAGUCACUUCAAGCUCCGGGGCUAGGACUACAGUGAACUACAGCCAAGGGAGAGAGGUGGAGCAUAGUAGAGCUGCUGAGUGUCUGGGACCAUUUUUCAGCAUUUCUGAGGCAGAGCUCUUCUGUUUAAGGUUCCAAAGAUAAAUCAAUAUUUGGUGACAUUUUGCUUUUUCCUCAUUUCCUCUUUCCCUUUACAAUCUCUGGCCUGCCACUCCUGUAUUAAAUCCGGUGUUUGUCUUCCUGAGCGACUUCUUCCGCCAAUGCUAAGACUCGGUAAGCGCACCCUGGCCCUUAACUUUGUACCUGGGACUGAAAGUGGGCAUGCGCAGAAGUCAGAGCAGGAACCCAUAACCCUGUCAGAAGGCACAACUCAAACUUUGACCCUCAACCCCUCUCGUCUUCCCCAGUGACAGCCGAGGGGACAGUUUGGGGGACUCUGAUAUGGGGCACAUGUGGGCUGGUAGGUGAAGAGGAGAGUGGACCUAGGGGAAGGCUAAAAAUAUAAACCUGCGAAAGGCACACACAGACACAUGGAAUUCUGGAGUGAGAUAAUCCAGAGGAAUUAAAAUAAAAAUUAAAUUAAUUAAUAAAUUUAAUAAUUAUUAAAUAAUUAUUAAAAUAACAUUGCAUGACUUGCAAAGUUGUGUUCCGAUGUCUAAGGGAAUGCCACUGUUUCAAGAAGGAUGUUGAAAAGCCAACCAUUAACAGGAAAUGUCUCACCUGCCAUCUAUUUUUAGGAAGUGUCACAGCAAAGUUGAGUAUAAAGGCAGUCACUUCUGACCAUCAUGGAAAGUACUGCCAAGUUUUGGCAUCUUAAUUGGACCUAUCACCUUCCCCUUUUGGUGACCCCAAAUUCCUUGGGCUAACAUGUUUUGUGUAUGUAAUUAAAAUUCCAAUAAUCAAGUAAUUGUUUGGGAUAUCCGGGGAAACACACAACAAUAAAAUGGACUUGCAGCAGAAUUUCUGGGCUUGGAGCUGCUCUGAAAUUAUGAAACAUUUGCAGAAUCUGAAACCAUCAGUUUCCAUCAAUUGAUAUAUAAGGGCAUUUGGGUGGGAAAUAAGUAAUUUUACAAGCAUGUCAACAUAGAAGGCAGAGUUAACUCUUCCUUGUUUAUAUUGCACCAUCGCACUGUGGAUCUGUCUUACUGAAGGAGGAAUAUGUACUAUGCCCCUAAUUGAUGACUUUCACCAGAGGUUGGCAAAAAAAAAAACCCAAAAAACACUAUUUACUUACUAUAGGCUAAAUGAAUCUUAGUUCAUGCCUUAUUGUCCAAGGCUAAAUAUAUUCACAUCAUCUUGCCCAGGUCAUUUUUUGAUCCAGAGGUUAAAAAAUAGUUUUCUUACUACACUUCCCAAAGUGGUUCUGAAUUAGAAAUGUUUGCUACUAAAUAAAUGUGUGUGUGUAUAUCUUUUGAAAUUGGAAAGAUCAAUUCAUUUGUUAGAAAAGCCAAUACUGCACCUUUGCAAAAAAUGUCUUUUGACUAAAUGUAUAAAGAAAUGAUAAUCACAGUUAACACAUACCUUAGACAUCCAUGCUGACAUGUCGCAUUAACAGGUCAACCAUCAGUGAACGUAAAGUGCCCCUAAUUAGGUCUCAGUGUGAUAUGACUUGAUGGUUUGAAAGCAGUUCUCACGUAUUUUUAUGAUGUUCUGGAUCUUAAAAUACACCCAGCACUGGCUCUCAAUAUGGGCUUUGCACUUUCUAAAAAGUAAUUCAGAAAGGUAAGGAAAUUGAAACACAAGCAAGUGACCUGAGACAAAAAAGAAAAUCCAGUUAAGAUGUAAUUAUUACAAGUGUCUUUCAAAAUAUGCAGUUAAUGAGUUAAUGCUGCAAUCUCUGGGGACUAGAGGGUAAUGAAUGAGACAGGGCCUUACAAGAAUCCUGCAGAUUCAGCAAUGCACAGGCUCAACUUCCCCUUCCUGAAGUCCUCAGGUUUAGCUAACCUGUUCUUCCAAGAUUUUGACUUUAUUUUUAAUGCUCUGAUCAAUACUUUAAAAUUGACUGUGAUUUCUUAUAUGGAGUUUUGUUUGUUUAUCUCAAUUGAAGGGGAAUUUCUAUAGAAACGAAAUUCACUAUGGACUCCAUUUUUUUUUUAGUUGCACUCACGAGGUCUGUAUACUUAAGUGAAUGUUUCUUUCUGUUUUCAGAUCUCUGGUGUUUAGUGAAUGUAAAUAAGGAAAAGAAUUUGAUAAAUAUUUACAGUAAAAUUAAGUUCUACUGUAUUUUUUUCUUUUGGAUUUAUUAUUUCACAAUUGUCACGGAAAUCCAGCUUUUAGGUGAAUUUAUGUUAAAGUUUUUGGACCGGGCUCCGCAAGUUUAUACCACUCAUGACACUCGUUCAGGGCCAAGCUUAGACUUCCCCCUCCCUACCUCCUCUCCCCCACCAAACUCCUUCUCUGUCUCCCGUGGUGUGUCCACUGUCCAAUUAACCAGAAAAGGCAGAGAGGGAUGCUCCAUUCUUCAACUUGGUUUCAUCUUCCUCUCAGUUUAGCAUAGCAGUGUUAUGCUGUCUGACCUAGGGACAUGCUGCUACAGUGUCUGAGAGACACUGUAGAAAGGUGCCUGUUUUAAAUGCUAGGCAAAAUUAUUUUUUUUUGUAAAUUUAGGGGUAAAUUUUGUAAAUUUAUGACUCCAAUCAUAGAGUCAUACCCUAGAAACAAAUGCAGAUAAGUUGUUACAGUUGAUGCCGGCCACUUGAUUUUUUUAUUUUAGUUGAGAUUUUUCUUUUCUUAAUUCUAAUUUAAUGUGUCAAAAAAAUUAAUUACAAAAGUAGAAUUUGGGUGCUGCAAGUUUAAUUUGUUUUCAUUCUGAUUGUUUGAUAGAAGGAUAUGGUUGUUCUUAAUGUGCAAUAAAUUACAUGUUGAAUUCA
Molecule: messenger RNA, 9960 nt
Organism: Tachyglossus aculeatus (Australian echidna)
Lineage: Eukaryota; Metazoa; Chordata; Mammalia; Monotremata; Tachyglossidae
Gene: RALGAPA2
Product: Ral GTPase activating protein catalytic subunit alpha 2
Exons: 40
Coding region: 61-5676 (1871 amino acids)
Biological process (GO): positive regulation of GTPase activity; regulation of small GTPase mediated signal transduction
Cellular component (GO): cytoplasm; nucleus
Molecular function (GO): GTPase activator activity
Source: RefSeq, a predicted model, not a curated record